Knipowitschia caucasica is the source of this 903-nucleotide messenger RNA. The record is from the annotation of a GenBank genome assembly. NCBI's taxonomy places the organism in Eukaryota, Metazoa, Chordata, Actinopteri, Gobiiformes, Gobiidae.
AUGAAUAAAUUUCAAAGAGACAACUGGAGGAAGUACUCCCUUAAGUUUACAGUAAAGGAUGGUGAGCUGUUUUACUGGCGUGGCAUGACUGUGAUGAUUGACAAUUGGAUUGCUGAGUGUGACCAAUGUCAACGUGAGGGAAAGACUCUGGGUACAGUUGCACCACUCCAAACAAUAAAGGUGUCUGCUGUUUGGGAGCUGCUGGGGAUUGACCUAACUGGGCCCUUCCCCAAAACUACUGAUGGCUAUCAGCAUGGGUGCCCGAAACGGAUCCUGUCUGAUCAAGGGCGGGAUUUUGUAAAUGAGCUCAAUGAUUCUCUGUGCUCUCUGCUGGGCAUUGAGAGAAGCGUCACCGCUGCGUACCACCCACAGACUAAUGGAGCUUUGAUGAAGUUGGUGAAUGAGCAGCAGAACAACUGGGACACAUUCCUUGAUGCCACACUGUUCUCUUUGAGGUCAAAGGUGCACAUCUCAACCAAACACACCCCAUUCCAGUUGAUGUAUGGGCGGGAGGCUGUGUUCCCCUCAGAGGUGCCUGUAGAUUAUCCUCAGGUGGGGGACCAUGACUGUCACCCCCUGCAGGACACUCUGCUCUGGAGAGCAGCUUCAAUUCACCAGGACACUGCCAAAUGUGACAGCUACACACCAAUGGAACUUGAGAGUGAGAAGGCGCUUGACAUACAAACAGAACAGAGCAAUGAGGGUAUGCCCCAUUGGGCAGUCUUUAUUCAAAGUUCCAACCCAAAGUACAACAAAGGAAAGCAAACAGCAAAGCCAACACUUGAGGCUGACCAGGACAGAAAGCCAACGCACUGGCCUUCAGGAUCUGUGAACUCUUCGCGUAUCCUGAGCACAUCACAUGCAGGAAUGACCUGGCUCCCAGUCGUCCCGAGCACCAGCUAA